This is a messenger RNA of Pelobates cultripes (western spadefoot toad), 2134 nucleotides long. NCBI's taxonomy places the organism in Eukaryota, Metazoa, Chordata, Amphibia, Anura, Pelobatidae. The record is from the annotation of a GenBank genome assembly.
AUGGCCCCCAUGUAUGCCAAUUCAUACAUGUACCAGUUCGAAAAAGAAUAUAUCUUCAAGAGACAUUCAAAACUUAUUUUAAAAUACUUUCGGUAUAUAGAUGAUAUACUGAUCUUAUGGAGAGGUACUAUAGAAGAAGCACAAAAACUAGUGGAAGACAUUAAUGGAUCAGAUACCCCGAUUUUUGUGACAUCACACAUUCAUCAAUGUCAGACACAAUUUUUGGAUCUGGAAAUCCGAGUGGAACAAGGGAGAAUAGAGUACCAAAUGUAUACGAAACCUACAGAUAGAAACACCUUGCUCCAUUAUGAAAGUGCUCAUCCCAAACAUGUCAAAGAUUCAUUGCCGUUCUCCCAGUUCUUAAGAGUUAUAAGAAAUAACUCGGAUAUCACUCGUUGUGAGGAACAAAUACAGCAAAUGUAUAAUAAAUUUACACAGAGAGGAUACACACGAGGGAUACUUGAUAAAGCACUUACAAAAGCUAGGGAUCGAAUGGCUGGUGGAGUGACACUAUCUCGGAAUAAUAAAGAUCGAAUUCCUUUUCCGAUGACAUACAAUGCCUCUACCACUCAAAUCUGCCAUGAAAUUAACACGAAUUGGCGUCUUAUGGAGAAUGAUGUGAGUCUUCCAGAGAGUUUCCGCAAUAAGCCACUGUUUUCAUAUAAGAAUAAUAAAAGCUUACGUGAUCUUCUUGUUCAGACUGAUCCAAUCCGUAGCUACCUUCCAGAGAUUAAGAGUAAUACCAACAAUGGAUGUGUAAGAUGCCUUGGUUGUGUAACUUGUGGACACCUCAUCCCUUGCAAAAGUUUCAAUCAUCCACACACGGGACAAAUAUUUAGAAUACAACAUAGAAUCAAUUGUCGGACUGACUUUGUUAUUUAUAAGUUGUCCUGUCCUUGUGGGCUUAAUUACGUUGGAAAAACAGAGACCGCCCUCUGUGAGAGGAUAAGAGGACAUAGGUCUAGUAUUAGAUUAGCCUACAGGGAUAAUAAGUCUGACAAACCGGUCGCACGACAUUUUUUGGAAAAAGGUCAUCCCCUCACAUCAUUGAAAUGUGUGGCGAUAGACCAUGUCCCAGUUUCUAGAAGAGGUGGCAAUAGACAAGAAAGACUUUUGCAAAGAGAAACAUGGUGGAUCAAGAAACUGGGAACUCUAGCUCCAAAUGGACUAAAUGAAAAACUGUCCUUUGUUGCCUUUUUAUAAUAAAAAAAAGGGGGAGUGUGAUAGUGGGAUGACAACUAGAAUACAUUGUGGUCCUGCUUAGAUGAAUGCCAGCCCCUUUUUGAAUUUUUCAAUUCUUCUACUUUUUAAAUCAUUGUUUAUUAUUAGAUACAUUUUAUGUUGAGAAUUUGUCAUGCUUCAGACUUUUCCAUAUUGGGACUUCCAAUCCAGGUUGUGCUGAAUCGUCCACGUAUGAUAUGCCCUUUUCCUGUUUGGGGUUUUUAUUGGUACAAUAAGGGACUUACCUGUGUCCUUUUGUUAGAUGUUCUGUCCAAUAGGGAUUUAGGACAUAGAUGACUAUAUGAAUUUAUGGAUUGGCAUGGAGUUAAUCUUGGAUUCUAGGCACUGUUUCACUUUAAUUAUUGAUAUUGUUUAUUAUUGUUUUUUACGCAAAUAUAUGCACGUGCACUUUAAAGUUUGGAUAGAUGUAUAAUCGAUUAUGAGUUUGACACAUGAUUAAGGAUACAUCCCUAUGGAUGUCCAAAUAUGAAUAUUACCACAAUCAUAUACACAUAUUGGCAAUGACAUUAUUGUCUAUUUUUAUAACACCUUGCUUAAGGUUUUUUCACAGUAUGUUAAUUGCUAGCUCAGUAUGUCAUUGGUGGGUUAGUUAUAAUUUUUAUAGAACAUGGGAUUGUUGUUUGGAUCUUAAAUAUUGGUGUCGUCACUACUGUAUUCACAUAGAGGUGGAUAGUACCAUUAACCGUUGGUUUUUAUGAUAGGAUUUAGGGGUUUGUUUUGUAUAUGUGGCCUUUUCUUCCCCUCUCUCUAGAUUCUAGUAUAUACACAGGUUACAGCUUUAAUUCCUUCCUUGGUGGAGGAUAGAUGUAGAGACCGGAAUAUCCAAGCUAGAUACGCAUGCGUCCGGUAUUACUAUGACUACGGACGACGCAGCCAUUCAGGAAGUAACUGA